This is a messenger RNA of Prinia subflava (tawny-flanked prinia), 3437 nucleotides long. It is a transcript of the gene TMC7, whose product is annotated as transmembrane channel like 7. The transcript has 16 exons. Lineage: Eukaryota; Metazoa; Chordata; Aves; Passeriformes; Cisticolidae. The record is from RefSeq and is a predicted model, not a curated record. Gene Ontology annotation, cellular component: plasma membrane. The coding region runs from base 173 to 2317 and encodes 714 amino acids. Gene Ontology annotation, molecular function: mechanosensitive monoatomic ion channel activity.
AAACGCGAUCUUGUUGGCUGCGGGCGCCCCCGGCGGGCGUGGGCCGGGGGAAGGCGGCCCCGGGGCAGCCUCACCCCGCCCGCCAGCCCCGCUCCCGGCAGCCGCCGCCCCACGGCCCCGCCGCGCCCGGAAACGGCGGCACCGGCGCGGGGCUCCGGCUUCCCCCGCAGACAUGAGCGGGCUGGGGGCUGCCGCGGGGCCGGGCUGGCAGCGGGACAGCGGCGGGCUCUCUGUGCUUGCCGAGGAGCCGCACGGCGCCGCACCUGUGGAUUUCCUGCAGGAGCUGCCCAGCUGCCAGUCGGCGCGGAGGCGCCGCGGGGGCACCCAGGAGCGCCGGCCGGCCCUGCUGGGCACCGGCGGCGGCCGCGGGGCCGCGGCCCGGGCGCUGCCGCAGGAGGGAGGCGAACUGGCUGAUCGCCCUGUCCGAGAGCACCCGAAGUGCAUGGCGGACAAGAGGAGAGCAAGGGACUUUCAGCAGGCUGAUACAGAACGUUUAUCCAGAUGGAAGAAGUGGAGAAGAACUAGCAGUAAAUCAUUGAAAAAAGCACUCAAUGAAGUCAAGGGCUUGUCAUCUUACCUGGUGCUUUGGCGACAGGAUAUUCACAGCAUAGAAGGGAAAUUUGGUACUGGCAUCCAGUCCUACUUCUCCUUCCUGCGCUUUCUGGUCCUGCUGAACAUUAUAAUUUUUAUCCUGAUGUUCAGUUUUGUUACUCUUCCCACCAUAAUUUCUAAAUAUGGAAUAUUCAACAGUACCAUUGCUUACAUUUCUCCAAAAAACAUAGAGGCUAUCUGCACAAUUUAUGAACCUAGUGGUAAUAAGGGACUUGUUUACUUCUAUACUUACCUCAAAGAUUUGCUCAGUGGCACUGGAUUCCUUGAAGUGACAAGUUUGUUUUAUGGCUAUUACUCAAUAGAUGCUGUAUGGAUCAGUAUCAUGAGGUACAACUUGCCGCUGGCAUACCUGCUGGCUACAUUUGCCUACCUUGCCCUAAGUUUCCUCUGGAUAAUAAAGAGGUCUGUGGAAGGCUUUAAGCAUAACUUAGUGCAUGAUGCAGAUCCCUUUCAGAGUUACUGUAACAAAGUCUUUGCAGGCUGGGACUUCUGCAUUACAGAUCCAAAUGCAGCCCGGCUGAAACAUCGCAGCUUGCAAUAUGAGCUCCAGAUGGACUUGCAGGAAGAAAAACUGAAGCAAAAAAUAGCUGAGAGGAGCGUGGAAGAAAGGCUACGCAUCUACUCUCUGAGAACAUUUAUAAAUAUAAUUGUCAUUGCCAUUUUAUCAGGAUGUUUUUACUCUAUUUAUAGAGUAACUGUCUUCUCUCAAGAAAACUCCAAUGACAUUGACAAUGCAAACUCGCAGGUUAAUCUCUUAGUGCAGUAUUUGCCUUCCAUAGUGAUCACUCUGGCCAACUUCAUUGCUCCUCUGAUCUUCUCAUUUCUGAUUGGAUUUGAAGACUAUACGCCAGCCUUUGAAAUCAAGCUGACACUCUUGAGGUGUGUCUUCGUGCGGUUGGCCAAUAUUGGAGUCCUGUUGUUCUCACUGUGGAGUCAGAUCUCGGACUGUGGCAGUGACAAGUGUAAGCCCUGUGGAUACAAUUACAAACUCUAUCCUUGCUGGGAAUCUGAUGUUGGGCAAGAAAUGUACAAACUGAUGAUAUUUGAUUUUAUUGUAAUUCUUGCUCUGGCCCUGUUUGUGGACUUCCCCAGAAAACUGUUAGUUACUCAUUGCUCCUGCAAGCUAGUUCAGUGGUUUGGACAUAAGGAAUUUGAAAUUUCUGACAAUGUCCUGGAAAUCAUUUAUGGGCAGACUAUUUGCUGGAUUGGAACCUUCUUUUCACCACUUCUCCCUGCGAUAGCAACUAUAAAAUACUUCAUCAUCUUCUACGUUAAAAAGAUUGUUCUGAUACACACACGCAAACCUGCAGCCAGGCCUAUAAGGGCAUCAAGUUCCAACUUUUUCUUCCUGGUGGUGCUGUUGAUUGGGCUCCUCUUGGCUUUUAUCCCCCUGGGAGUCAGCAUAGCACGUAUCCCCUCUUCCAAGGCAUGUGGGCCAUUCAGGAAUUUUAACACUUCAUGGGAAGUAAUUCCAGAUACAAUACUUCAGUUUCCAACAGGUCUGCAGAAGGUCCUUUUUAGCAUGGCAUCAGAAGCCUUUGCAGUGCCUUUUUUUGUGAUCCUUUGCAUCAUUAUGUUCUAUGUUAUUGCCUUGGCUCGAGCACACAAACGAGUGGUUGAACAGCUGAGAGAACAACUGGUUUUGGAGAGUCGUGACAAGAUGUUCCUGAUCAGAAAGAUAGCAGAAGCUCAGAGGUAUCCUUGAAAACCACACAAGCCAAAAGAACUUGACUUCCUGAAACCCCCAGAACAACAAGAUAGCAGCAGAAGCAUUUGCAGCUUCUAAAAACUGAGCAGCUGACUGGCACCCUGGGACUGGGGUCUGUGUAAUGAGUGCUUGUGGUCUGAGUCUUGAUUAAGCCAGUGAGGCUUAAGGUUUCCAAAACUUGGGAAUUGAGCUGAUUUAUACUGUGUUAGAGCUGUUCAAAAAAGGAUACUUUAAUGCUGAUACAGCUUCAGGGUUGUUGGGAUUUGUUACAUCCCUAUUUUUUCAGGGAGUUUGGGUAAAAUAUGAUCAGAACUGACACUCUUUUGUACUGUUUUUACGAAUUAUGCUAUAAGAAUCAUGAGAGAGGGGAAAGGUAUGGUUUUACAUGCUUUCAAUGCCUUUCAUUUGCUUUGGUUUUAAAAAAGAUGUAUGAAAGUGUUUUGACUUUGAGUGCGUAGGAAAAGAAAAUACGGCAUGGGUUUGAAAUCAGUUAUCUAAAUAUUUUUAGAGGUGAGGGCUUGCUACUUAUGCUGCUCUGAAGCAGCAAGAGCAGUUGAACACUGGAAAACUGGUCACAAAAUAUUUCAGAGAAAACAAGCUGACAAAAAAGCUCUGAAUUAACACUCGAGGUAGGAAGAAUCCGGCAGGCACAGCACUGCUGGGACACCAGCCUUGCUGCUGUGGGGGGCCCUUUUCCUUUUCUUCUUCUUUUUUUUUUUUUUUAAUGUUUGAAGUCAUUAUUAUUUGUGUUUAAUUCUUGUAUGAACAGCUUGACUACUGUUCUGUGUGUUCUAAAAUGUGAAUAUUUCAGAGUUAAAUUAUUGGUUUGCAGUACUGUGUGUCAGUACCCCUUGAUUUCACAUUUCCUCUCUUACCUGAACUGCUGGCACCAUGCGUCUCAGAGAACCGUGUGUCGCUGUAGGCUGCUAACCCAGUCCUUUAUUUAAAGAUUGUGGUUGAGGAUUUUCUGUACAAAACUGCGUUUAUUGUUUGAAAUCCGUAUUCGUCCGCUCUUAGUUAAUGUGAGACAAUAUUCCUUCUGUAUAAUGUUUUGGGAUAUUUUCUGUGCUCACUGAAAAGAAAUGAUCAUACAAUAAACGCUAUUUUUUUUACCGUA